AUGGACCUGACAGCGGAGACAGCGGGGACUCCCCCAGAUCUCGCCGCCGAGAGAAAGGAAGCAUUUUCGCACGCCGACGACGGGCCGUGCUACGACACAGAUGACGAGGCGCACUGCGCGGUCGCCGGCUCCAGGAGUCGUGAACAAGAAGAGAGAACGCCGGACACGCGUCGGCGAGCAAGCGCAUGCGCAGCGGACGAACCAGAGAGUGAACAGAGAUCGAGAGAAGAGGAGUCGGCGAGGCCUGGAAAGGUGGAGACAGCCGACGAGAGAGACGAGGCGCGGAGCGGCCCCGACGGAGAGGAAGAUGGCGUCUCGUGCUCGGCGUCCAACGCGGACUUGCUCAAGGAAGACGGCAGAGAGGGCGAUUUCGAUCUGGACGAAGCUGAGCCGGAGGCGCGCGAACCGGUGCGCGCGAAACGAAAGAGAGGUCGAGAAGGACAGGGAGAAGACAUCUUCGCGACUUGUCCGGAAGCUCUUGUCGAGGAACUGCCCGACGGCUCAAAGAUUCGCUCUGCGCUCCAGCGUCCGGUCCUCGGCGUCCUCGUCGGAGACACCUACUCGAUCAAAGUCAGCAACGAAGACGCCGCGUUCAUCAUCGGCCGGGGCGGAAGCACGAAGAAAAAAAUCGCAGCCGUCUCGGGAUCUCGGGUCGAACUCGAAGACAACGGCCUUCGUCUGGAUGUGACGGGGACUGAAGAGCAGAGAGAGCGUGCGCUGCUGUAUAUUCGGCUUAUUAUGCAGCAGCGAUUGGGCCCUGUGCGAUGGGACAGCGAGAGAAAUGAUAUGUGCACGGAGGGGGUAGCGCGUUUGUUCCCGCCGCAAGAAGACGAGGAAAGAGAUGAGAAGAAGCCGCCGCGAAAAGACUUGACUGUUUUGGCCAUUCCGAGCGAGGCGGUGGCGUACGUGACGGGGAGCAACGGCCAAGUGCUGCGCAGAAUCGAAGACGAGUGGCGAACGCUCAUGUUCUUCACGCAGCAAGAGCGGGGCGCCGGCAAGGGCUCGGCUGUACAGACUUCCGGGAAGCGCCGAAACAGCUGUGCCUCGGAGGGGACGGGAGAAGACGCGGAGGCGGCGAAGGACGCAAACGGGAAGAGGCGCGAAGAGACAGACGCCUCCAGCCCCGGCGGGAAGAUGGAAGAGCUCCUCAUCUUUGGCAGCGAGCGAAGUCGCGUAGGUGCCAGCUUGAAAGUGAUGAGCGCAGUGGACCAGAAGCUGCGGGGUUUCUACACGCGGCGCCUGACGGCUGCGCUCGCCGCGCGCGGGGCUGGAAAGCGCGAAGGAGACCGGAACCCCGAAGAUGUCGAAAUGGAGAUGCCGCGCGCGGAAGGGAAGGAAGAACAUGCGAUGGAAGAAAGCGAAGAACAUGCGAUGGAAGAAAAGGAGGACGAAAAGGAGGAAGAAAAGGACGAAAAGGAGGAAGAGAAGGACCAUUUGGAAGAAGAGAUGCAGUCGACCGUCAACGGAGGCGAGGGCGAGGCUGGACGGAACGGGAGUGAGGGCGACGUGUUUGGAGAAACGCUCUUGACAACAACUUUGGAAAACAUCUGCGCUCCGGACCAGAGCUUUUGGGAUACUUUGAAGGGCGUCGACCUCGAAGAGCAGGACAGCACGCUCAUCCUCGUCGACAUCAUCAAAAUCGACUCUUGCCAUUUCUCCUACUGUCUCGGGCGGGAAGGCAAGACGCGGCGGAAACUUGCGUCGGCCGCCGGGUGCAUGCUCGAGUACAUUGGGCACUUUGCUUUUGCUGCCGGAACUCUUGCGGAGCGCCGUCGAGUUCAGGAGUACCUUUCCUGGCUAGUGCUACAGAGGGAGAAGCCGAUUUUCCUCAGUGAGGUGUGCAAAGACGGCGAAAGGUCGGACUUAACGGUGAUGGACAUUCCCAGAGAGAAGGCUCCGCACGUGGCAGGGCGGCAAGGCAAUGCUCUGCGCGAUGUGGAAGAGAGAACCGGGACGUUCUGCUUCUUCGAAGGAAGAAGGGGCGGGAAGCCUGGCCCGGUUUCUGCUUCGCCGAACGAGCUCAGGAAGAAGGAAAGACUGCUGAUUUUCGGAACGUCUGGUGAAGGUCGACACCAGGCGGUGAAUCUGGUUCGUCGUUUGAUGGGAGCGGCAGAGAGGGGCGAGCGGGGCCGUCGUGGAGAGGCUCGGCACCCGUGCAACCUCUUCUUCGACAAUCCUUACCAGCUGUCGUCUGCGCUCCCGCCCUUCUUUCCGCACGACGAAGGGCUGCUGCCUCCGGGGCCUCUGCCCCGCCGAGACGUGGGAAUGCAUGCACCGUUUCUGGAUGCGCCUCGGAUUCUGCCGGGGCCUCAUCCGCGUCUUCCGUUGCCGAAUUUUCUGCCGCCAAGUCACAUGUCUCUGCUGGGGCGCCAGAAACUUCCGGCCUCGAUGCCGCUGCUGCCUGGCGAAGGCCUCGGACCGGUGAUGGGACGCGCGCUGUCUCCGUCCGCUCGGCGGACCGCGUUCGGCGAGGCGCCGUCUCUGCUGUUCUCUCCCUUUGCUUCUCCAGGCCUCUUUCCGUAUCCUGACGAGCGGGGCCGUGGGGAGGCGCUUGCGUCGCGGCGGGAGAGACGAGGCCGAGUGUCCCCCGAGAGGGCGUCUCGCGCUUCUCGCUACGGGCCCUACGCGUCUCCGACUCUGCGCGGCGCUCCGCGGCUCGAGGACAGCUUCUCCGAGGAGGCGGAAAGAGGGCGAAUGCGCGAGCGUCACGUCGCUCGAGGCGCCGCCUGCGCAGGAGACGGGCUGUACGGAGGUCGUGACGGCGAUCUGGAGUCGCACCGCCGUGCCGCCUCCAGCGGAGUGCCCGCCGGUAGCAGAGCCGCGUUUCUUCCGACGGUUCUUCCGCGGCCUUUCGGCGGACAGAGGUCCGAGGAGAUCGGCUACGGGGCGUACCCGAGCGGGGCAGAGAUCGACGAGAGGGAGGCUGGCGCGUCGGGCUCGAAAUCUGGGGCCAAGAAGGGCGGGUACGGCCUAGAUCGCGAGAGAGAGAGAAGAGCUGAGAGCUAUCGCCAGGGAGCGCUGGGUAGUCGAGACCGACAUGAAGAUCGGCGAGCGGCGUACCUUGGCGAGGGCGAGGGCGUCGGCGCGGGGGGUGACUGGGGAGGCAGUGGCCGAUCCCGUGGGGGCUACGAAGACCGCGAAGACCGCGAGAAGGGCAUGUACAGCCGCGAGAGCUUUGCGGGCCGAGCUGAAGAGUCGCGUGAGGCGUACGCGUACGAGGCGCGUCGAGACGGCAGACGAAAGGAGGAGCGGCGACAUGACGAGGAGAGCCUGCGCAGGAAGGAGGGCGAGAGAAGAAAAGACGAGCGAACCAGCCGCAGGGACGAGUACUUGAUUGCGGGGCCCAACGAGGGCUCUGCCGGCGAAGGCCGGCUGCGACAGGAGGACGAGGCGUUUUCGAGCCGGCGAGUCGGCGCUGGGGGCGAAGGGCGGCACCGCUUCUACGGGAGAGACGAUCCGCGAGACAUGUCCGAGGGGGACGUGGAGCGAGCACGGAGACAGUACUCAGAGGGCGAGUUUUCGCACCACAAACCGUACCGGCACUACCGGGAAGAGGCCGUCGAGCGAAGUCGCGAGGAGAGGGAGGAGCGCGCGUCGAAACGUCGCGCCACGACCCUCGAAGAUCCCGAACGCGAACGGCGAGACGAGCGUCACCACGGGUACGCAGCAGAGGGGGACAAUGCGUUCCUUCUUGCUUCUCGCGAAGAUCGAGGCCGACGAGGAGACCGCGCUGAUCCCCUCGCCGGCGACGCCAGCACGCAGCCCGGUUCCGGCAACCGUCGCAGAGACGACCGAGGGGCGUACAGCGGCGAGCGCGCUGGCCGCGACAAGGAGAGGCGCGAGGAGUACGGCGCGGCCGCGACGGCCCACGAGCUUCCGUCUCGGCGCCGCCUCGACGAGGACGACAGCUUAGGAGCUCCUGGGGAGGUGGGAAGUUACGGCGUGGCGGGCGACGGUCAGCGACGGCGGAGUCGGUCUCCAGGCGGCGGGCCCUACUUUGUGGGGUACGGCGGCUACUCGGCGCGGACUUCCACGGCGCAGGCGCCGGCUGUGCAUGCGUACGACCGAGGCGAGCGCGCCGGCGGAGAAAGACGGCGAGAGCGGGAAGCACUGGAAAGGGACGGAGAGGACAGAAGACAGGACGAGGACAGAUACCGCGCGAGUGCAGGUGGACGGAGAGACAGAGCCGAGUACGGCGGGCGCUCAGAGGAAGAGCGAAGACGCGAAGAAGCCGACUCCGGCGUGUAUGAACAGAGACACCGCGGGUACAGAACUGCGCGCGAGGACCGCGCCUAG
Messenger RNA from Neospora caninum, 4296 nucleotides. Its product is annotated as putative KH domain-containing protein. Gene Ontology annotation, molecular function: RNA binding. The record is from RefSeq and is a predicted model, not a curated record. The transcript is spliced from 8 exons. Lineage: Eukaryota; Apicomplexa; Conoidasida; Eucoccidiorida; Sarcocystidae. The coding region runs from base 1 to 4296 and encodes 1431 amino acids.